This is a messenger RNA of Labeo rohita (rohu), 963 nucleotides long. Its product is annotated as odorant receptor 131-2-like. Gene Ontology annotation, molecular function: G protein-coupled receptor activity. The record is from RefSeq and is a predicted model, not a curated record. Gene Ontology annotation, biological process: G protein-coupled receptor signaling pathway. NCBI's taxonomy places the organism in Eukaryota, Metazoa, Chordata, Actinopteri, Cypriniformes, Cyprinidae. Gene Ontology annotation, cellular component: membrane. The transcript has a single exon. The coding region runs from base 1 to 963 and encodes 320 amino acids.
AUGUCUGCUUUGAAUGAUUCUUCAUCUAACAUCACUCAGACUGUACUGCCGGCGCAUCAAGAUUUGAAAACAUUUUUGACGGUGUCCACAUGUGUAAUUUUCCUCUAUGUCAACGGGGUCAUGAUCUUCACCUUGAGGAAAAAGACUGUUUUUCAGGAGGCGUCCCGCUAUAUUUUGUUUGGACACAUGCUUUGGCUUGAUACGCUUAAUCUUGUAAUGAGUGUAGUUUUGUUUGUGUGCGCUCUUUGUAGGCUUUUGGUUUUGAAAAUUGUCUGCCUUGUGCUUCUAGUAGCUGCAACAGCUCUCUAUCAGGCCUCUACCUUGAAUCUGGCUUUAAUGUCACUGGAGAGGUAUGUGGCCAUCUGUUUCCCUCUCAGACAUGCACAAAUCACCACUUAUGGAAGAACUCAAGUGGCCAUCAGUGUGGUUUGGAUGUUAAGCUGGAUUAAAUCCCUGUCUGAGGUUAUUGUCUUUUUUUCUUUUGAUACCACAAACAUAGCAAUGAAUUCAUUUUGCUCAAGAACUACUUUUUUCAGGUUGCAGAUCUAUAGGAAAAUUGAUACAGCUUUCACAACUAUAUUUUUUGUGUCUGUGUGUUUUGUUGUUAUCUUUACUUACGCCUCUAUAGCAUCUGUGGCUAAAUCAGCCUCCUGUCAUAAAACAUCAGCCAAAAAAGCCAAUAGCACUGUUCUGCUGCAUCUAAUACAGCUGAGUUUCUGUGCUGUAUCCAUUUUAGUUGAAGUCGUCCAGGAAGUAGUUUAUGUUUACGCUGACUAUAUGACUUCAUUAAAUGUGAUGUAUUUUUGCUUUGUGGUGUUUCUGAUUUUUCCAAGAUGUUUAAGUCCUCUUAUAUAUGGUCUGAGAGACCAGGCCUUCAGUUGUUUAUUUAAAUACUACUUCACAUUUGGUUUCAAAAAAACAAACAGUUGUAAUACAGAGAUACAUGUAGUAUCAGGUGGUUGA